GCUUUUUAUUUUGAAGGAUCUCACCGGAAGAUGUGUUUUAUUACAGCCCCGUCUUGAAACGUUAACGUUUACUGACUACCUGGUCACUUUCUCUGUUACUUGGAAUCAGUCAUGUCGAACAACAGCGCCUCCAACAGCAGUUUAGCCAUCGCCCAGAAGGCAGUGAAGCAGCUUCGUCUGGAGGCCAGUGUCCGUCGGAUAAAGGUCUCUCAGGCUGCUGCAGAACUGAAGACCUUCUGUUUGCAAAAUGCCCACAAAGACCCUCUCCUCACCGGGGUGCCCUCCAGUGAUAACCCAUUCAGGCCUCCCAAGUCAUGUGUCCUCCUCUGAGAGCCGUGAAGGAGUGCACCUGAUCGCUCCACUGUGAAUUUCUGUCAUGUGCCCCACUGCCCCUGAGGAUAAAGAAGCCAAGACCAUACACACACACACUCACACACAUACACACACCUACACUGCCACAGGAUGCAUGAUUCAGUCGGUUUAUAAUAUUUUGCUCUUUCCAGGGUUCAGAGGUCUAAACUCUGGUAGCUUUAGACAACAGGCCUUAAUGCAAACUCUGUUUUAUGACCAUAUCCAAUAUUUUGACCACUUGUUAACACCUGUAUUUAUCAACAGCUGAUUGGAGUUAUUGAUUGCUGUCAUUUAUUUUGGAGAAACAGGAGCCUUUAAUAUCUGUAACCAUUCAUUUUGUACUCGCUAGGAAAAUAUAAUUUAUAAAAAAAUAAGGAAAGAGAAGGAAUGGAAACCUGAUGGACUGUUGUGUGUCGAUGGGUAAUCGCUGAGCCUCUUUGCAUCUCUCUUAUUUUAUGUGCAUUUUUAUUAUUCGCCAUUAAAAGUUACCAUAUGCUUAUUUUUGUCAUUUGUCUGUGAAGCUGUAUCUGGCGUGAAUUUUGCAGUAUUAAUACUGAAACUUAACUGCUGAAAAAUGUGUUCACUUGCAGGGAAAACAUUGUUAUUCUGACUAUCAGGUAAAAUAAGAUCACAUAAAUCUCGUUUUUAGUUGAAAAUGUAAGACCUCUCAGGUUGGCAGCUGUGGCUCAGGUGGUAUAGAAGGUUGUCUAGGUUUUGGAGGGUCCAGGCAAAGUGUCCUUGCAGAAGAUAGUGAUCCCAAACUACUGCAGCCGUGCCGUGUGUCCAUGGUGACCUUACUGUCAUUAUGAGUGCUGCAGAUAGGAAGUGCUGUAUCUCUCCUGAUGAGCAGUUGGCACUUUGCAUGGCAGUUUUUCAAGAUUACCUGAUGUCACAGCGUACUUUAAGCUUUGUUCGACCUGUGUUUCAUAAAGCAGCACUUACAACUGCCAAGCUGACCUUGCAAAGUACUGUCAAAGCCUUCAAGAUGUCCAGAAAGUCUUUAUUCCUGUUACAUUUUGUUCAGGAUUCAAUAAAAUACAAUGUUGUGUUAUAAAAACUGUCAGCUGUUGACUCUUAUAUGUCUUUAGCACACACAGCUUUGCUUAUAUUUGUGCUUAUUUAAGAUGCUACUAUAUUUAUAUCAAUUUUACACAAUAAAUGAUUACCACAAAAA
Molecule: messenger RNA, 1525 nt
Organism: Larimichthys crocea (large yellow croaker)
Lineage: Eukaryota; Metazoa; Chordata; Actinopteri; Sciaenidae
Product: guanine nucleotide-binding protein G(I)/G(S)/G(O) subunit gamma-5
Exons: 3
Coding region: 112-330 (72 amino acids)
Biological process (GO): G protein-coupled receptor signaling pathway
Cellular component (GO): heterotrimeric G-protein complex
Molecular function (GO): G-protein beta-subunit binding
Source: RefSeq, a predicted model, not a curated record